Trematomus bernacchii (emerald rockcod) is the source of this 432-nucleotide messenger RNA. RefSeq names its product musculin (gene msc). Gene Ontology annotation, molecular function: protein dimerization activity; RNA polymerase II transcription regulatory region sequence-specific DNA binding; DNA-binding transcription factor activity, RNA polymerase II-specific. Gene Ontology annotation, biological process: regulation of transcription by RNA polymerase II; developmental process. Lineage: Eukaryota; Metazoa; Chordata; Actinopteri; Perciformes; Nototheniidae. The record is from RefSeq and is a predicted model, not a curated record. The transcript has 3 exons. The coding region runs from base 1 to 432 and encodes 143 amino acids.
AUGUCCACCGGCUCCGCUGCGAGUGAUGCUGAGGAUUAUGUGACGAGGAGGAGGAAGAUCUGCAGGUUUUCAGACGAGGAGGACGAGAGGAGGAUGAAGAGCAAAGUGUCCAAAGGGCAGAAGGACGAGAAGCCAGAGACUCAGAGGAACGCAGCUAACGCCAGAGAGAGGUCCAGGAUGAGGGUCCUGAGCAAAGCGUUCUCCAGACUGAAGACCAGCCUCCCGUGGGUCCCAGCUGACACUAAGCUCUCCAAACUGGACACUCUGCGCCUCGCCUCGAGCUACAUCUCUCACCUGAGGCAGAUUCUGCAGGAGGACCGGCUCCAGAGCUGCGGACAUCCUGUCAACCUGACAUGGCCGUUCCUGAUUGGUCGAUCAGACGACAGUCCGGAUGUCCCGCCCUCUGUCAGACUCUGUGGAGCGACAGCAUAG